AUGGAACAGGGCAUCACUGACUGCACCGCAUUCCUGGAUAACGACGCGUGGUUUCUUCCCGAGCCGCCGCCAGCAGGGGCAGAACUCGUCGAUGCGCCGCCGCCGGCCGACUUCGACGAAAACGGUCAAAACCCGUGUGAGCAGCUGCCUUCAUGCCAGAAGCACGCAGCAACGUCGCCAGACUGUUGCCGGCAGCAGUCUCUUCUUGGCGACCCGUUCAUGGGCUUCGAAGUGCCGCCCCUCGGUCACUUUGGGGUGGGCUUUCCAGACGGGCACUACCCAGAAACGGUUCCGGGGUCGUUUACCGCGACUGAGGUUGAGCUCGGACAGCGCUGGUCUAUUUUCGAUGACGAGCUAUUUCCAGACCCUGGCGAGGGCACCAACAAAGUUGCACCCCGGGACGAAGCGGCCGUGGAAUCGCCUUGGGAAGACGAAUGGCCGAGGGAUUUCUCAUCGGAGACACCAGAUCAGGCGGAGUUUCCACCAGAGGUAGACGAUCUACCUGAUGUUGGACUUGUUGAGAGAGCCGCUAGUAUUGAGGCUGAGUCGGUGUCGGCCGAGGAGCAUAGCGAGUGCAGCGAGUCGGCUUCGAGUUUUGACGGAGGCAAACCAGAGUCGGUGACCACUGAUGGAUGGUCUCCUACAAUUGCGGAAGACCGUGGUCUUACCCGCAAAGAGAUUAUCCAACAUGGCAUUGUUGACGAGCCUACGAGUCACACUCAGGAGCAACUUCCAUACCACAUGCAAGAGGACCUUGGAACCCAGACUGCGGAGAAGGACGAUUAUCUUUGCAAAAGUGCAGCCGAAAUCGCGCCCCGCCCGAGACAGUAUUCGCGUAAACGAAAGACGCCGAAAAGCUCCGAAUUUAUCGACCCGUGUGACAGCGACUCAGAAUACACACCUGGCGCCUGCAAGAAGAAGCAGCCGCGAAUAGCUCCUACUCCUCGGGGGCAAAAUGCCAAAACGACGGCGGCGAUACGGUCCAUGAAGGCUAAAGCAGGGCUGAAGACGGCUUGGAAUGCGCGGCCCAGAUCGUCCACCAAGCCGCGGAUCAAGUCGCAAAACGCUGCGCCGCGCCCAAGAGAGACAGAGACGCAGCAGCAAGCCAUAACCGAGUACGCGAGCUUUGCAAACAGGGCUGAGUUUGCCGCCUCGGCAACGCGGGCUCGUUUCGCCCUCCAGGCGACCGUCCUCCGCCAGGAGCUGGGCGCCGCAGGUGGUGCCGCGGAGGAGGAGGCGGAGAGGUUGGCCCUCGCGCUUCCAAGACUGGAGGAAGAGUUUGAGAGCGUGAAGGAGCGGACAAACGCGGGCAAGGACCCGGUGCGGACCGCACAACAGGCUCGUUUUGCAGACUCUGCGGGCGACGCAGUAUUUGCGAGGGUUGCGAUAGCAGCGGAGGUGCUGAUCAAAGUUGGAUAA
Molecule: messenger RNA, 1419 nt
Organism: Cordyceps fumosorosea ARSEF 2679
Lineage: Eukaryota; Fungi; Ascomycota; Sordariomycetes; Hypocreales; Cordycipitaceae
Exons: 1
Coding region: 1-1419 (472 amino acids)
Source: RefSeq, a predicted model, not a curated record